UUCCAAUCAAUCAACCAUGGCUUUCAAGUCGGUACUCGUUUCUGCCCUGGCAACCCUGAGCUAUGCCUCUCCUCUCCUCCACCUCCGAAGCAACAAUGAUACAACAUUCGUCUUCACCAACUCCAAUGGCCUCAAUUUCACCCAAAUGAACACCACCCUUCCUAAUGUGACUAUCUUCGCAACGGGAGGAACAAUCGCCGGUUCUGGCUCGAGCUCGACUGCCACCACCGGGUAUACAGCCGGCGCAGUGGGCGUGCUGAGCCUUAUCGACGCCGUCCCUGGUAUGCUUGACGUGGCCAACGUCGCUGGUGUUCAGGUCGCCAAUGUAGGCAGUGAAGAUGUCACUUCGGAUAUUCUCAUCUCCAUGUCGAAGAAGAUCAAUCGUCUUGUCUGUGAUGAUCCCACCAUGGCCGGUGCGGUUGUUACUCAUGGCACAGAUACACUCGAAGAAACCGCCUUCUUCCUCGAUGCAACCAUCAACUGCGGCAAGCCUGUUAUUAUCGUCGGAGCCAUGAGACCUUCCACUGCUAUCUCUGCAGACGGACCAUUCAACCUUCUCGAAGCUGUGACAGUGGCUUCCUCGCCUAAAGCCAAAAACCGUGGUGCCAUGGUUGUCAUGAAUGACCGUAUCGCUUCAGCAUACUAUGUCACCAAGACCAACGCCAACACCAUGGAUACCUUCAAAGCCAUUGAGAUGGGAUACCUUGGCGAGAUGAUCUCUAAUACGCCUUUCUUCUUUUAUCCUCCUGUGAAGCCUACCGGCAAGGUGCCGUUUGAUAUCAGCAAUGUCACCGAGAUUCCGCGCGUGGAUAUCCUUUUCUCAUAUGAGGAUAUGCACAAUGACACCCUGUACAAUGCUGUCGACAGCGGUGCCAAGGGUAUUGUGAUCGCUGGAGCCGGCGCAGGAGGUGUGACAACCUCAUUCAACUACGCCAUCGAAGACGUUAUCAAUCGUUUCGACAUCCCCAUCGUGCAGAGCAUGCGGACUGUCAGUGGUGAAGUGCCCCUCUCUGAUGUUAGCAGUGACACUGCCACGCGCAUCGCGAGUGGGUAUCUGAAUCCGCAGAAGUCGAGGAUUCUGCUCGGACUGCUGCUGGCCAAGGGAAGGAAUGUUACCCAGAUUGCGGAUGUUUUUGCCCUGGGGACUAAUGCUUAGAUGGCGUGGAUGGCCUCAAGGUGGUUAUGUAUUUAUGAGAGUAUACAAUAAGUUAAU
Aspergillus wentii DTO 134E9 is the source of this 1213-nucleotide messenger RNA. RefSeq lists its product as uncharacterized. Gene Ontology annotation, molecular function: asparaginase activity. The transcript is spliced from 2 exons. Bases 17 to 1156 code for a protein of 379 amino acids. The record is from RefSeq and is a predicted model, not a curated record. Lineage: Eukaryota; Fungi; Ascomycota; Eurotiomycetes; Eurotiales; Aspergillaceae.